Enterobius vermicularis (human pinworm) is the source of this 579-nucleotide messenger RNA. The record is from the annotation of a GenBank genome assembly. Lineage: Eukaryota; Metazoa; Nematoda; Chromadorea; Rhabditida; Oxyuridae.
AUGACUUCAAAAAAAGUUCGUUUCAAAGCCAUUCCAACAGUUAUAGAUGUAUCUCCACGAAUUGAUAAGAUUCCAGGGAAGUUAUUGAUGCCUGAUGAUGCUCCGUUUCCUUAUUCACGGUCGUCAUUCUACAAUUUACUAAUUCACAGCGACUUGAUUAGCCACGAUUGUACAAAGUACGAGAAUUUCAUCAACGGUUUCAUUGGCAUCAACGAUUUAGGAGCUGACCCAGAUGCUUUGACCGAAGUGCUUUCUCUCAUAAAAAAUCAGAAUAUGAAUCCGAUUGAAGGUGAAAAUAAACCUUCAGAUUUAGACUGCCUUACUUCUGUCACCCCUACAGCAGUCACUCCAGCUCAAAGUCGUAUCAGCGAAAAACGUUCGGUAAACUUGAUAGCUUCAUUCGGUAGUUCUGUAAAAAAUCUUUGAGUUGCUACCUGGUUGCUGCUUGAUGUGGACCCUAAGGCACCACAAGAAACGAUGACCCCAGACCCUCUAAUCUCAUAUGCUACUGCCCAAAGGCUUCUAGAAGCAGAAGAAAAAAUUAUUCGCUUACAUCUUCAGAACGAUCUGCCGGAAUAA